This is a messenger RNA of Penaeus vannamei (Pacific white shrimp), 611 nucleotides long. The record is from RefSeq and is a predicted model, not a curated record. NCBI's taxonomy places the organism in Eukaryota, Metazoa, Arthropoda, Malacostraca, Decapoda, Penaeidae.
GUAACUGUCACGUCGCUCGCCAACACGUCUUCGACUUGUUCUUGCCUGAGCAGCCCUAAAGCCACUUCUACUUCCAUUAGGAAAUUUUCACGUCUGUUUAUUCUCGCUUCGAACUCCAGGAGCGAUGGGACGGCUAAGUCAAGAUGUGUGUGUGGCUGUCUUCUGCGUACUUGCUGCCUUACUCCAGCCCACCUGCAGCGCCCCCCACGAGCAGGCGGAGACGAGUCACUUCACUUUGCAUCGCGAAGGGGCGCCACCAGUUCCUUCGCCGCACAGCGGUCAACGAAGCCUACAACGCGGAGAAGGCAUCCCUGACAUCCUCGGCUUGAACAGGCAAAGAUGGGAAGCCGCCCAUGGCCAUCCUGCAGCGGACCUGCAUGCUCCCUCAGAAAUCCAAAACUCCUACAGGAUGAAGCGCGCCCUGAGCCUGUGGGGGAUGCUGCAGACCUCCAAGCCCAGCCUCGGAGUCACCGGCCGCCCGCGCCAGCCGAGCAAGGGCGCCGGGCCAGAGGGCAAGGGGCCGGCCAGACCCGUCGGGAAGCAGCCUCUUCGCUGGGGGAGAUAACUGCCUCGGCGCCGCUCAGGGCCUCGAGGGGGGGGGGUGCGCCCAA